CAUCUUUAAUUAUAACAUUUCGAUAUUAGCACCAGUUACGUAGAGGCAGGACUCGGCACACUUGAAUUGUGUAGGAAUUUCGAAAUAGGUAGUGCAGUGAUACGUAAACGUUAAUAGCCGGCGAUUGCGAAAGAGAAUGGGGUUGCUGGUCUUGGCCUGUGUUUCAUUGUUGGUGAGUGGCUCUUUGGCUGUGGAUCGAGGAAACUUCAAAACCUGCGACCAGAGUGCCUUCUGCAAACGUCAACGGGCUCUCAAGGCAGGCCAGUCGCCGUACAGAGCCCUGCUGGACACGCUGGAACUCAGUGAUUCCAGGGUCACACUACAGCUCAUCAAUGACAACAACAAGGUGCGUCUUCUGCUGGAGCUGUACCGGCUGCAAGGCAACAUGACGCGGGUCAAGAUCAACGAGCUGAAGCCACUCAGGCCCCGCUUUGAGGUGCCGGACGUGCUGGUGUCCGACCCACCCACUGAGCCUAUGUCGCUGUUGUCUCAGGAUGAUAACGGCGUGGUGCUGUCCCUGGGCGUACAGCGGCAGCAGAGGCUGAUUGUCAGCGCUCGGCCCUUCCGGCUGGACAUCGUGGAGGGACCCGAGGUGCUGAUGUCUCUCAACUCCCGGGGCCUCCUGGCCUUUGAGCACCUGCGCAUGCGCAAGGACACUCAGGCCAAUCCUGAGGGUGGCGAGGCGAAGGAGGAGGCAGAUGGAGAAGAGCAGCAGGUGGAAGCAAAGGAGACCGCAGAAGAAGGUGUUAAAGAAGAGGAGAUGGAUGGCAUGUGGGAGGAGACAUUCAAGUCGCACACUGACGGCAAACCGAAUGGGCCGACCUCCAUCAGUCUAGACUUCUCUCUGCCCGGAGUAGAACACGUCUAUGGCAUUCCAGAACAUGCCGACACUCUCAAAUUGAAGACCACAGACGGUGGGGAUCCCUAUAGGUUGUAUAAUCUGGACGUGUUCCAGUACGAGCUGUUUAACCCCAUGGCCCUGUACGGAGCUGUACCCGUCAUGCUGGCCCAUAGUACGGCACGCACCAUGGGCCUCUUCUGGCUAAACGCUGCAGAGACCUGGGUGGACAUUAGCUCCAACACCGCUGGAAAGACCGUGUUUGGGAAGAUGCUGGACUACGUUCAGGGCGCCAGUGAGACGCCACAGACGGACGUGCGCUGGAUCUCCGAGAGCGGCAUCAUCGACGUCUUCAUCAUGCUUGGCCCCACUCCCUCUGACGUCUUCACCCAGUACGCCUCCCUGACCGGCACUCAGUCUUUCCCCCCCAUCGCUGCCCUGGCCUACCACCAGUGCCGCUGGAACUACAACGACCAGGAGGACGUGCAGGCUGUGGACAAGGGCUUCGAUGAGCACGACAUCCCCUACGACUUCAUCUGGCUGGACAUCGAGCACGCCGACGGCAAGCGCUACUUCACCUGGGACCCCCACAAGUUCCCCACCCCCAAGGACAUGCUGCAGGGCAUCAUGGACAAACGCCGCAAGAUGGUGGCAAUCGUAGACCCUCACAUCAAAAUAGACAGCAACUACAAAAUCCACAACGAGAUCCGGGCCCAAAACUUCUAUGUCAAAAACAAAGAUGGAGGAGAUUAUGAAGGCUGGUGCUGGCCUGGGAGUGCUGGUUAUCCAGAUUUCACCAACCCCCAAAUGCGGGCCUGGUGGGCUAGUAUGUUUGCUUAUGACCAAUACGAGGGUUCUAUGGAGAACCUGUACACAUGGAACGACAUGAAUGAGCCAUCUGUUUUCAAUGGACCAGAGGUCACCAUGCAUAAGGAUGCUAAGCAUGGCGACUGGGAGCACCGUGAUGUCCACAACCUCUACGGCUUCUAUGUGCAAAUGGCUACUGCUGACGGUUUGAUCCGCCGCUCUGGGGGAGUUGAGCGUCCGUUCGUCCUCACCAGGGCCUUCUUCGCUGGGUCUCAGAGAUACGGAGCGGUAUGGACCGGUGACAACGCGGCAGAGUGGGACCACCUGAAGAUCUCCAUCCCCAUGUGCCUCAGUCUGGGCCUGGUGGGCAUCUCUCUGUGUGGAGCUGAUGUCGGGGGUUUCUUCAAGACGCCCAGCGCCGAGCUGUUGGUUCGCUGGUACCAGACGGGUGCCUACCAGCCCUUCUUCCGCGCCCACGCCCACCUGGACACCCCCCGCCGUGAGCCCUGGCUCUUCGGGCCCGAGAACACGGCACUGAUCCGUGAGGCCGUGCGCCAGCGCUACGCCCUCCUGCCCUACUGGUACCAGCAGUUCUACCAGGCCUACAGGACCGGCCAGCCCGUCAUGAGACCAUUGUGGGUAGAGUAUCCCAAGGACACAGCCACGUUCACCAUGGAUGACCAGUUCCUUAUUGGGAAGGACUUGCUGGUGCACCCUGUAACUGAGGAGGGCUCCCGGGGCGUUACGGCCUAUCUGCCAGGACAUGGAGAGGUCUGGUACGAUGUCCACACAUUCCAGAAACACAACGGAGCUCAGAGCCUGUACAUUCCUGUUACCAUGAGUUCUAUUCCAGUAUUCCAACGUGGUGGUUCCAUUAUUCCCAAAAAGCUCCGGGUCCGGAGGUCCUCCUCGUGCAUGGAGAACGACCCCUAUACUCUUAUUGUGGCUCUGAGUCCCCAGAGGACUGCAGAGGGAGAGCUCUACAUUGACGAUGGCCACACCUUCAGCUUUGACACCAAGAAGGAGUUUAUUCACAGGAGCCUAACCUUUGCCAACAACGUCCUCUCCACUAGGAACCUGUGCCCUGAGAGCCAGCUCUCCUCUCCCUCCUGGAUCGAGAAGGUGAUCAUUCUUGGGGCCAGUAAUCCCAAAGGGGUCAACCUUAAGACUGAUGGUAAAGUGACUCCACUGGACUAUGAGUUUGAUGCCUCCAUGUCGGUGCUGACCCUCCGUAAGCCUGGCGUGAACGUUGGUGCAGACUGGACUGUGGAGCUGCUGUGAGGCUGGUGGGGACUGGGCUCAGGAUCCAUAGGGUGGAUGUGGCCACAGGCUGUGGUGACCACACGUGGAUAAAUGACCAAGGCAGGGAAGCUUGUAAGAGGCACAUGGAGACCAAGCUGAUCGAAUAUGGGACUACGAUCACAUACACACACACACACAGACACAACACAUACUUUCCCCAUCACACACACAGACACAACACAUACUUCUCCCAACACACACACUGAUGUUCAUCAACACAGAAAUGCAAGUGAAUUUCCCCGAAGUAGACCAAUGGGUAUGGGACUCUUUAGAAGCGAAACAAUCACACACACACACACACACACACACAAUACAUCUAUGAUCAUCAUAACAGGUGAUGACUUAUCACCUUUGCCAUCCAGGACCACAACUGAGUUAUUACUGCGUGACCAUGUCAUUAAAAAAUCUUAGAUGAACUCCUAGGACUAGGUGUUUUGAUUUUCCUUUUUCUGUUUUUAUAAAUGUCCAUGUCUGUCAAUUCAAUCUUGAUCAUGUGAUUGUUGAAUAUAUAUUUAACUGACAAAGUCUAAAGUCAAAAUGUUUUUGUUUUUUGUUUUUCUGAGAAAUUUCAGGCAUUUCAUCUGAAGGUAUUUCAUCUGGAUCUCUAUAAAUCAUUUUAGUAACCUAAUCAUGCCUUGUGAAAAUCAGUAAGUCAUCAUAGCAUGGUUGAGCCUUUAGAAAUCGUCACCCAUUUCUUCUUACUAUCCUGAACAACACAGCACUUGGUAUUGUGCCAGAUUUUUCUCUAAUUUGGGAAAAUAUUGAGAUACUGUGUCCUUAACUUCAACUUGAAAUACUUGAGAAUUCUUUGGGACAGUUUAAAUGACUUGCUAGUACUGGCUCUGUGUAUUGUAAUGUGAUGGGUGGGUGAGGGGAAAUGUGGCAGCUUAAGCAGGAAAUUAAAAUCAAAGAGUUGUUACAUGUUUUCAGGGGAAUAAACCACUGAAUCUAGAACAACUUCAUUGUUUUUGUUCUUUGCAUUCUGAGAUUGUGUUGAAUUCAGGAUAAGGUGAGAGUGAGUAACUGGGGGGGGGGGGGGUUGCAAACAUUGUUGCAAUGUUUACAACAAUAACCUGUAAUAGAAUUUGGGUUGUGGGUUUGUAGAGCCUUAUUGACUGCUGUUAUAAUGAUUUUAUCUGUGUGCAGGUGCAGAAAUAUAAUGCUACAUUGUGGACUUCUGGUUGUACGGAAAUGUGACAUGUCACAAAAGUCAACCAAUAACUAUGUUAUUUUUUUCUUGGUAGUAUGGAUUAGUGUUGAUUAGGGAUCUUGUUCAAACUAGGGCUCAUGCCCUCUUUCAAAUAACACAUUUGUAGAGGAUUGCCUUGAGAGAGGUUACUCACAAGCUAAUAAAGACUAAUGUUUGAUUGUUGGAUCUGAUGUGGGUAAUAAAAGUGUAUUAUACCGAA
Alosa sapidissima (American shad) is the source of this 4356-nucleotide messenger RNA. It is a transcript of the gene ganabb, whose product is annotated as glucosidase II alpha subunit b. The record is from RefSeq and is a predicted model, not a curated record. NCBI's taxonomy places the organism in Eukaryota, Metazoa, Chordata, Actinopteri, Clupeiformes, Clupeidae. The transcript has 24 exons. Gene Ontology annotation, biological process: carbohydrate metabolic process; N-glycan processing. Gene Ontology annotation, cellular component: glucosidase II complex. Gene Ontology annotation, molecular function: glucan 1,3-alpha-glucosidase activity; carbohydrate binding. Bases 137 to 2926 code for a protein of 929 amino acids.